Messenger RNA from Cladocopium goreaui, 1501 nucleotides. NCBI's taxonomy places the organism in Eukaryota, Dinophyceae, Suessiales, Symbiodiniaceae. The record is from the annotation of a GenBank genome assembly.
AGAGUAGCGUUUGCGCUGCUUGACGCUGUUCACCACAAGGCCUUUGCCAACCAUGGCCGCCAUGGCCCAUUCUGCGCUGACUGAUGAACCGAUGUCUCGCGACUUAUUGGAUGGACUUGCGCCCCGUCAUGAGGGGCGCAACACUCGUAUUUUUCGUUUCCUAGCUGCUGCUGGAAUGGUCAUCGGGCAAGUUUCGCAGAACGUGGCUCUUCCCGUGCUCUCCGACACAAUUGGAGCAGCAGGUGGCAGCCCUUACUUCGUGGUUUGGUUGGCUUGUCUCAGUUUCGUGGUGCUCUUCGGUGGAGCUAUCGUGAUCCGAUUUGCCAUGCCCGGUGGCCUUUGCUCACGAGAUGCCUUGAUGUUGUCUUCCGAUGCUCAGCGCGAUGUUUGGAAGAUUGGCUUCUACAACGCUUUGAAUGGAAUGAUGGUCGUGUUUGCUAGUCCUUCCUCACGCACAGCUCCAUUCCUGCAAGCCAUUCUUGGCAACUUCAUGAUCCCAAUCACCGUCCUUGUCCGUGUGUGGUUCCUUAAGGCAUAUCCAUCCAAGUGGGAAAUCGUGGCUGCCAUGAUCGUAGUUUGCGGAGUGUUCCUUUCAGUUGGCCCCACCAUGGUCAACGGCCAGGAUGAAGCUGGCAACAGUGUGUUCUGGCCGAUGUGGUUCAUGUGCGGCUUCAUACCAGCUGCCUUCAUGAAUGUCACAGAAGAGAGCGCCCUUAGCAAGAAUCAGAAUGCGCGGAUGGGGGUCUUCGUCUUUUGGCUCAACUUUUGGCAGUUUGUCUUCGUCUCCUUCUUCUUUUGGGUCGAUGUGAUUCCUGGCUAUGGAAUGAGCUCAAACUUGGGUGAAUGGGCUCAUCACAUGCAAAAUGGCAUGUCGUGCUUCCUCUUCGGCGAGACCUGUGGUGGCAAGGCAUUCCUAUGGGGCAUGAGCUAGCAACGCUGGCGCAGGGCCACGGCGGCCAUCCACUUUGCGAGUGCAGCUUGCUGCGGCGUGGACAGAGGCGCGAGCACAUGCAGGCUGGUGCUGACAGAUGCGGGCCAAUGAUUGCUCAGGAGCUGGCAAAGCUGGCAAGGGCCACGGCGGCCGUCCACUUUGCGAGCGCAGCUUGCUGCAGCAGCGUGGACAGAGGCGGGAACGCAGGCUUGGCCAAGUUUAAGCUUUUGGAGGUGCUGAAAAAGGCAGUGGUUGUAUCCCUGGUUGGUCCCCUUGGCAUCCUAUGGUGGGCAGGCUUCGACGCAACGCCACAAUUUCACUGGGGUCCUUCCUGGGGUAAGGACAAGACCUUUGCCGUUCUCGGGCUCGCAGUGAUGCUUCCAGGGAUUGUGUUUUUCAAACUGGCUGGAAAGCUUGCAAAAAUUUGAAGCAAGCGCGCCUCGCAGCUCAUGCCUUAGGCACUGCGAGUUUUUGCCUCGAUAGUCACUUGGGCUAUUGUUAAUCGGCAACCGUUUUGUAAGGACCAACAGGCUGACAAUGCCAUUAGCAAACCACUGAUCGCGGACAUGG